Messenger RNA from Cottoperca gobio, 4346 nucleotides. It is a transcript of the gene prkcab, whose product is annotated as protein kinase C, alpha, b. NCBI's taxonomy places the organism in Eukaryota, Metazoa, Chordata, Actinopteri, Perciformes, Bovichtidae. Gene Ontology annotation, molecular function: diacylglycerol-dependent serine/threonine kinase activity; ATP binding; zinc ion binding. The transcript has 17 exons. Gene Ontology annotation, biological process: protein phosphorylation. Bases 517 to 2178 code for a protein of 553 amino acids. The record is from RefSeq and is a predicted model, not a curated record.
GAAGCCAUUGCUGCGAGGAGAGCGCUACGUCUGGACGCAAGAAAGGCGAGAGGUGGAGGGAGAGGCGAUUGGAAGUAGAAGAAGAAGAAAAAGCAGAGGAUGUAACAAUGUAGAGAGUGUGGAAAGAAACUGAGGAGGAGGCAAAGGUGAACGCAUACUUACAAGACUACAUAAAAACAGGAGGAUUUGCAAUUGAAUGGGAGGAAGUGUGAUAGAUAAUGAAGUUCAAGAGGUCUUUUACACAUUCUGGCUUCUUGCUGCAGAUUAUUGGCAAAGAUGAAGCAAACAGUGUGACUACUCAGAGCAGAGGAAAAAGAGCAGAGUGAAAACAGUGUGUGCUGUUUUGUGGUUCACAAACGGUGCCAUGAGUUCGUCACCUUCUCCUGUCCUGGAGCAGACAAGGGCCCUGACACAGACGACCCCAGAAGCAAGCACAAGUUCAAGAUUCACACAUACGGCAGUCCCACCUUCUGUGACCACUGCGGUUCGCUGCUGUACGGGCUCAUACACCAAGGGAUGAAAUGUGACACCUGUGACAUGAACGUGCACAAUCAGUGUGUGGUCAACGUGCCGAGCCUGUGUGGGACGGACCACACGGAGCGUCGGGGUCGCCUCUUCCUCAAGAUCGAGGUCAGCUUGGACAGGCUACACGUCACAGUGGGUGAAGCCAGGAACCUGAUUCCUAUGGAUCCAAAUGGUUUAUCAGACCCCUAUGUUAAACUCAAGCUCAUCCCCGACCCAAAGAACGAGACCAAACAGAAGACCAGGACCAUCCGUUCUUCGCUCAACCCCUGCUGGAACGAGUCCUUCAGCUUUAAGCUGAAAGCAUCAGAUAAGGACCGCCGUCUGUCCAUUGAGGUGUGGGAUUGGGACCGAACCACCCGGAACGACUUCAUGGGCUCCAUGUCGUUUGGCGUGUCCGAGCUCAUCAAAGCUCCCAACUGUGGAUGGUACAAGUUGCUGAACCAGGAGGAGGGAGAGUAUUACAACGUUCCCAUCCCCGAGAUCGACGACGUCAACCUGGAGCUCCGGCAGAAGUUUGAGGCCUGCCAGUUAAAUAUCCACUAUCUCAAGAAAGCCAAGCUGGGCCACGGUAAGAAAGUGAUCACGCCGUCAGACCACCGGAGGUUCAGCCUGCCUUCAAGUAACAUGGACCGGAUGCGACUGGGUGACUAUAACUUCCUGGCCCUGCUUGGGAAGGGCAGCUUUGGCAAGGUGAUGCUGGCGGAGAUGAAGUCGACGGAGGAGCUGUACGCCAUCAAGAUCCUGAAGAAAGACGUCGUGAUCCAGGAUGAUGACGUUGAAUGUACGAUGGUGGAGAAGAGGGUGUUGGCCCAGAGAGACAAGCCGCCCUUCCUCACGCAGCUCCACUCCUGCUUCCAGACUGUGGAUCGACUGUACUUUGUGAUGGAGUACAUCAACGGGGGAGACCUUAUGUAUCAUAUCCAACGUAUGGGCAAAUUCAAGGAGCCACAGGCAGUGUUUUAUGCUGCAGAGAUUGCUGUGGGUUUGUUUUUCUUGCACCGAAAGGGAAUCAUCUACAGGGAUCUGAAGCUCGACAACGUGAUGCUGGACUCCGAGGGCCACAUCAAAAUUGCUGACUUUGGCAUGUGUAAGGAGAACAUGUAUGAAAGCAUGACCACACGCACCUUCUGCGGCACCCCGGACUACAUCGCACCAGAGAUUAUAGCAUACCAGCCUUAUGCAAAAUCAGUGGACUGGUGGGCUUAUGGAGUUCUUCUGUAUGAGAUGCUGGCAGGACAGCCUCCGUUUGAUGGAGAGGAUGAAGACGAGCUCUUCCAGUCCAUCAUGGAGCACAACGUGUCCUACCCCAAGUCCAUGUCUAAAGAAGCCGUGUCCAUCUGCAAGGGACUGAUGACCAAGCACCCUUCAAAGCGUCUCGGCUGUGGAUCAGAGGGGGAGAGGGACAUCAAGGAGCAGGCCUUCUUCAGACGCAUCGACUGGGAUCGCCUGGCCAACAGAGAGAUCCAGCCGCCAUUUAAACCCAAAGUGUGCGGCAAAGGAGCAGAAAACUUCGACAAGUUCUUCACACGUACACAGCCCGUGCUGACCCCUCCCGACCAGCUGGUCAUCGCCAACAUUGACCAGAGCGAGUUUGCGGGCUUCUCCUACAUGAACCCUAAGUUCAUCCAUCCAUCCCUGCACAGCGUGGUAUGAGGAGAGAGCAGAAGAAAAAAACACAAAAGCAUGAACUGUCGCUGACUACAGGAUCCUUCCAAACUCCAACAAACAAUCCCGCCGUCAAGACUCACAUCAUCCUCUAAAGUGUUCUGUCUGGUAGUUAGUAUAUCUGUGUACAGAAGUGACUUAGGAGCGGGGAACAAAGUGUUUAAGAGAAAGUACAUAGCACUGAUAUUUUUGCAUAAUUUCCCCAAACAUCUCAUUUAAUAUAUUCUUUAUUCUGAAUCUGUAUCUGUGUUUAUCCAAACCUGCCGCCUUUUUUUCUUGUGUAUGAAUGUGUCUAUCAGUUACUUUGUGAUGCAAAGUGAUGUUUCCUUUCUCAUGUUCCCCAUCUUACUACGCAACUAGCUGCAAUGCACGACAAGAACGGAACAUGUUUUUCUGCUCUGUCCCGGCUUUAUCUACUUCUGAACCGCUACACGUGUAUUUUAUAUUUAUAUACAAAAAGAAAAAGAGGUAGUAGCCUAUACUGUUACAUGAGUGCCAAAGGAGAAGUGGGAAAGAAAUCCUUUAUAUUGCAGUUAUUAAAGUCCUUGUGAUGUUUUUUUCCCCUCUGGCCUUCCCGACACACUAAAACCCCUGAUCAGGGGAUGUUUCUAUGUGUUGUUUUGUACGACGUGGAGCUAUAUCUAACUCAAAGUAGAUAAACAGGAACACACUCUGCUUAUGCUUACAGUUGCAAGCUGUCUAGGCCUUUUCAAUGCAGUGGAGUUCAGUAGGGUCAGAAAACUGUGGAUCAAAGAGACAAUGUUUUAAAGUAUAAAGAUGUUAUUUCCAUAUGCACAAAGCAGAUCUCUGUUUGCAUGCUUAUUUUUCUGACUCUGUAUGAGCAGUAGACGCUAGGAUGCAGUAGGCUACACGUCUGGUAUCAUUGUAAAGUUUAGUAUUACAAUAUAAACUAUGUUAAUAUAUAAUUGUUGUAUGUUUUGAAGAGUCUUAUUCUGAAGGAAAUGUUUUGAAUCGUUUAAAGGAAAAAAGGUUUCUGUUCCUGUUUUAUGUUCCGCCUAACUCAACUUUUACGUCCAGAGAGAACCCUCUAUCUAUUGUAUGUCAACCUUUCUUUUUUUCUUUUUUUGUAAAUAUGUUUUAAAGAGAUGUUUCAAAAAGAGAAGUUACUUACAGAUUUUAUACUACGAACUGAAUGUGCUUUUACUACCGUAGUCAGUUUGAACAUUUCUAUGUUUAGAGUACCCCUAAGAAGAGUAUUUAACGUUUGGCUGAAUCUUUGGUAGCUUUGGUAUCAGCAAACCUUGUUAUAUGUAUUUCCACUAUUUAUCCAUUGUUUUCUACUACUCAGUGUCAUGGCGAAUAUGCAGCACCUACUGUGCGUCAAACAGUUGAAUGCCCUCUUGCCUUGGUCGUCUCAGAGCCGACUCCUUCUGUAACAAAUUCCAAACAAAGUAACGCUACGAGGAUUUCGGAGCCCUCUGUGGCUGAAACAUGUCUUUAUUUUUCUUGUGUAUAUUGUGUGCAUGCGUGAGGUGAGGCCUGAUUUAAGCAUGAGAAAGACCCCUGCAUGAUACAGAGAUCAUGAAGCAUGGAGUUCCCCCACCUUGUUGCACAGAAUGAGACAAACCAACGAGCAUCGUGCGCUUUUCUGCUCAGCGUCUCCUCCCACCCGUCGUCAUGUAGUCCGACAUGCUCUGCAAGAAAAGCUGAAUCAUAAACAAGACUAAUAUGUGUAAAAUGCUUCUGUUGGCUUUUUGUUUCCAGUCAGUUGUGUCCAUUUUAUUGGUUGAGGCUACUACUAGAGGCACACAAUGCUACAACAGUGAUGUUUCAUCAAACUGCCAAAUUCACUCGUAACCCCUGAAUUUGUUACUUAACAUGUAGACUAAUGUUGCAGCUGUCAAGUCUGGACCAAAAUUAGAUUUUUAAGGUUAAGAGAAAACUGAAUGUUUACAUGUCUCACAUUGAGAAUCUUUAUUGGAGAGGAAGAGGAAAGAAAACAAAACUUUGGACCCAUGACAGAGAUAAUAACAUGUCAGGCCAGUCAGGGUAUGUACCACUACAGUUAGAGCCACAGGGAUGUUUGUAUGUGUUUAUUUUCACUGCCCCUGCUUUUGUUAACCUGAUUCUUCUUGUUCCUCUGUUUAAUUGUGGUAUGAUGGAUACUGUGUAUAAAUAAAGUAUGACAAAUAUUA